GAAAUUCAUUUAGUCUAUUUUUUUUUUCUCUCGAGAAACAUCUAGGUCUUGUGGCUGAGAGGGAGGGAAAUAAUUCUCCUCGCUUGGCACCUGAAAAUUCGCAGGAAAUCAAGGGUUAGGGUUUCGCUUCUGCUCCUCUUCGGCGAGUGGAUGAGUCUAGUCUUCAGGUAUAGUCUAUCUUUUGGUGUUUAAUUGCUGAGAUCUUUGUAGAAAGUUGGUGAUUUUGACGUGUUUGAGGAUUUAUCGGGGGAUUUUAGCCGGAAGUGUUCAAUUUUUGAAGAAAUCUAGGGUUUAAUCUGGCGAGUUUUGUAAAUUUCGGCAAAGAUUGCUUUGAAGUUCUGAGCUGAUCUCAGAAUUUAUCAAAUCUGGGGUUUUCUGGAAGAAAUAUGGGUAAUUUUGGCCGAAAGGCGUGAUCCUGACAAUUUGGUAUUGUCUUUAAGUGAACUAUAAAACUGACGGCUCUCAUUGAGGAGGUGUUCAAGUUAUCAAGGGAAUUUUGUUUGGGUGAUAAUAAAUCUGUCAUUGUGGAGUUUUCUAUGGAUGUUUGAGAAAUGGCACUAAAACUUCCACCGCAAGAUGCUGCUGAGGUUGCAAUAAAUUCAAUUGGGUUGGGUUAUGACAUUGCUUCGGAUAUACGGCUCAAGUUCUGCAAAAGUGAGUCACCGGAUCCUUGUUUGAUUGAGCUCGACAGUGAUCAGGCUCAGGACAUUGUUCUUCCUGGUGGUAUAACUGUCCCAAAUGUCCCGAAAUCAAUAAAAUGUGAUAAAGGAGAGAGGACGAGGUUUAGGUCUGAUGUUCUCUCGUUUCAGCAGAUGUCAGAGCAAUUCAACCAGGAACUCUCAUUGUCUGGUAAAAUACCAUCUGGCCUAUUCAAUUAUAUGUUUGAGUUUUCUAAUUGUUGGCAGAAAGACGCAGCAAACACCAAGUCUCUUGCAUUUGAUGGUUGGUUUAUUACUAUGUAUACUGUUGCUCUAGCAAAAUCACAAAUUGUUCUUCGGGAUCAUGUUAAACAUGCAGUUCCAUCAUCAUGGGAUCCUGCUGCCUUAGCAAGGUUCAUUGAAAAAUUUGGCACCCAUGUUAUCGUUGGGGUGAAGAUGGGAGGGAAGGAUGUCAUAUAUGUAAAGCAGCAGCACUCCUCAAAUCUACAACCUGCUGAAGUUCAGAAAAGAAUGAAAGACAUGGCAGACAGAAGGUUUCUAGAUGUGAAUGGACAAUAUGGCAUGAAUUCUGAAGAGGCAUUGGGGAAGGAUAAGUUUGAUUUCAAAGAGCAAAGACUAAGGUUUGCAGACUCUAGUCCCUCGAGCUCUUACUCAACAAAGGAGGAUAUUGUGAGAAUCUUCAAAAGAAGAGGGGGGAAUGAUAACAAAGACCUGACACAUCAUGAGUGGUUGAACACUGUUCAGUAUGUACCUGAUGUUAUCUCUAUGUCUUUCGUGCCUAUUACUUCUCUUUUGCAAGGAGUUCCAGGAAGUGGUUUCUUGAGCCAUGCCAUCAACCUUUACCUUCGCUAUAAGCCCCCAUUAGAAGAGCUUCAUCAGUUUCUAGAGUUUCAGUUACCAAGACAGUGGGCCCCUGUCUUUGGUGACCUCCCUCUUGGACCUCAGCGUAAACAGCAAAGCACCGCAUCUCUCCAGUUUGCUUUUAUGGGGCCUAAGCUUUAUGUCAAUACUAGCGUGGUUGAUGUAGGCAAGAGGCCUGUCACCGGCCUUCGUCUCUACCUAGAAGGGAAAAGAAGCAACAGACUGGCGAUCCACCUCCAGCAUCUCUCUUCCCUUCCUCGAAUCUUUGAACUUCAUGAUGAUCCAAGCAGCAGUUACUCUCGUGAAUCCCAUGACCGCAAAUACUAUGAGCCCAUCCAAUGGAGGCACUUCUCCCACGUCUGCACAGCUCCUAUUGAGGCUGAUGAGGACAACUCCAUUGUUACCGGGGCCCAGCUCCAUGUUGGCCACUACGGUCUCAAGAAAGUCCUCUUCCUUCGCCUUCACUUCUCCACUGUCUCCAACGUCGCAAUGGUGAGAAAUCCUGAGUGGGAUGGAUCUCCGGGGCUCACUCACAAGUCUGGCCUCAUAUCGACGCUUAUUAGCACACAUUUUACAGCGGCCAUUCAGAAGCCACCUCCUCGUCCUGCGGAAGUGUACAUAAACUCAGCAGUGUAUCCUGGGGGUCCACCAGUGCCCGUGCAGACACCGAAGCUCUUAAAAUUUAUUGAUACUACCGAAAUGGUGAGAGGCCCUCAGGAUCCUCCUGGCUAUUGGGUGGUCUCGGGGGCAAAGCUUCAGCUGGAAAGGGGUAAGAUCUCGCUACGGGUUAAGUAUUCUCUCCUCACUGUGAUGCUACCUGAGGAUGAUGACUCGUAGAAAAUGAAGAAUGAAUGAAUGAGCGAAUGAAGUGUAAGUUAGAGGUCUAUUCAUGUUUGUACAAUUGGUAGUUCUUGUGGAGAUUAGGAUAGGUUUUCUUCAGGAAAUUUUAAUUAUGUCACUGAUGUGAUGUUAACGUUUGCCAUCUUGUUCUAUUUUCGUGCAUUGUUAACUUCCCAUGUACAAGAUUGCGAUGCUCAAUAUUUUUUUUGCAAUAUUAAAAAAAAAGUUAGUUCGGAAGCUUCAA
Molecule: messenger RNA, 2604 nt
Organism: Asparagus officinalis (garden asparagus)
Lineage: Eukaryota; Viridiplantae; Streptophyta; Magnoliopsida; Asparagales; Asparagaceae
Product: MACPF domain-containing protein At4g24290
Exons: 7
Coding region: 552-2357 (601 amino acids)
Biological process (GO): plant-type hypersensitive response; regulation of salicylic acid mediated signaling pathway
Cellular component (GO): plasma membrane
Source: RefSeq, a predicted model, not a curated record